Messenger RNA from Hypoxylon trugodes, 2329 nucleotides. RefSeq lists its product as uncharacterized. Lineage: Eukaryota; Fungi; Ascomycota; Sordariomycetes; Xylariales; Hypoxylaceae. The coding region runs from base 423 to 2195 and encodes 590 amino acids. The record is from RefSeq and is a predicted model, not a curated record. The transcript has 5 exons.
CAAACAUCAGCCAUAUACGCAAUCCUAAGUGUGUGUAGAGGGGCGAAUGUAUAUAUUGCAAACUUGAGUGGACAGUCACUAUUUCCCCUUACAUGUCUUCGUAGCUGGGAACUUACAAAUUCGGGUCUUCUCUUCUACCGGUAGGCUGAGAUAUGCAGCUUCCUGUUACUCAACUCUUAUACCGCUUCUUAAUAACUCUUUCGCAACUUCUGGUUGGUCCCCCCACUCAAAAAUCAACUUUCAGCUGAGUCCCUCGUUACGUCUCAAAAAAACGUACAAUACGAUAUCUCGCCUUGUGGCUAAUUCCAGUCUCGACUCGGUCCUAAGCAUAUAAGAAAGAGUCUAAGUCCGGAAAUACAACAAUAUGGGCGAACUUAAGGAUUUACCACGUUGAGUCUCUCUAAUAUCUUACCUUUUUAAGCAUGACGCGCCAUAGAAUUUCUCGUGCGUCAAGCCAUGGUAUAGAGAAUACCAUCGUCGCUAAUAUUCGUGAAACAAUAGCCAAAUCUCCCUAUACCAUUCGAGAGCAACCUUUGGGAACCACGAAACAUGUCAGAAUCGUAGGUAUUGGGGCAGGGGCCAGCGGCCUCAACAUGAUACGCACUAUUCGAAAGAAUUUGACCAACUACGAACAUGUCAUCUACGAGAAAAACGAAAAAGUGGGAGGAACUUGGUUCGAGAAUCGUUACCCAGGGUGCAGAUGUGAUGUACCAAGUCACAAUUAUCAGUUCUCAUGGCGGCCGAAUCCGGAAUGGUCGAAUUUCUUCUCGCCAGCACCGGAAAUCGAGCGGUAUUUGACCAGCAUAUGUGAAGAAGAGCAUAUGAUGGAUACGAUCAAGACGCGGCAUAGGGUCAUAGGCGCAUGGUGGGACGAAAACCGCGGUCUAUGGGAUAUCAAAGUCCAAAACCUAGAGAAUGGGGAAGAAUUUAGGGAUCAAGCCAACUUCAUCGUCGACGCAUCAGGAAUUUUAAACAACUGGAAAUGGCCGGAUAUUCCAAACAUAAAAGGCUUUCAGGGGGAGUUGGUACAUACUGCAAGCUGGCCUAAGAACUUCGAUUAUACGAACAAGACCGUUGCCGUAAUUGGAAAUGGUUCCUCUGGCAUCCAAUUACUGCCAACAAUCCAACCAGCUGUCAAAAAGCUUGUUCAUUUCGUCCGCACGCCGACAUGGAUUAUCCCCCCGCGGAUAAUGUCAAUGAUGGUAAUGGGAGGCCCAGCCAAGGAAAUCCUCAGCGAGAUAGAACUCGACGAGAAGGAGAACUUCACACCUCGACAAAUAGAGAAGUUCAAGAACGACCCUGCGUUUUACCGUAAAUUCGUCAAAAUUAUGGAGAAGGAUAUGAGUGGGACAUUCCCUAUUGUUUUGAAAGGUGGCCCAGUACAAGCAUUCGCACAAGGCAAAGUCGUCGAGUACAUGACUGCCAUGCUCGGUGGAGACGAGAAGCUUUGUAAAGCUCUAAUUCCCAAUUUCCCCUUGGGAUGCCGAAGAAUAACUCCGGCACCGGGUUACUUAGAAGCUCUCCGAGCACCGAAUACGGAAGCUAUCACGGAGGGAAUCGCCACAGUUGUACCUGAAGGUAUCCAGCUCCUGUCGGGCGAGAUAAUAAAAUUGGACGCCAUCAUCUGCGCCACAGGGUUCGAUAAUUCGUUCGCUCCGCGCUUCCCGAUCGUUGGUCGAUAUGGUAACGUCCAGGACGCCAUGAAAUCGGAGACGCCGAAGGGGUAUAUGUCGUGCGCAUUUGCUGGCGUACCAAACUACUUCACUUUCCUCGGUCCCAACGCCCCCAUCGGACACGGCAGCGUCUUCACCCUCAGCGAGCACAUCGCACGGUACAUAGCGCGCAUAAUAUCCAAAUGUCAAACCGAACACAUAAAAUCCCUCGUCCCCUCCGACGCCGCCGUUGCCGACUACGCACAACACGUAUCCGCCUUCAUGCCGCGCACAGCAUGGGCCUCGUCCUGUAAAUCAUGGUUUAAAGGCGGACGUGAAGAUGGACCCGUAACAGCUCUACAUCCGGGGAGUCGUGUGCAUUUUUUCCAUAUGCUUGAGACGUUUAGGGGUGAGGAUUGGGAGUAUGUGUAUGAUGACGCGAGAGGGAAUCGGUUUGCGUAUUUGGGGAAUGGGUUCUCGACGAGGGAGGUUGGUGAGGGGGAGGAUCAGACGUGGUAUUUGGAUUUGGAGGGGAAGUUGUAGAUACCUACCUACGGGACUGGUGAUAAAUAGGGCCUGGCGUGAGAGGCCUAGUUACAUAUUGAUACGCGAAAGGGUGUAUAUGCUGCUUGUGAUGGUAUUUUAAAAGAAUAUUGAUAUACCCAUCAAUGAAUAAG